Messenger RNA from Dioscorea cayenensis subsp. rotundata (Guinea yam), 8000 nucleotides. RefSeq names its product methyl-CpG-binding domain-containing protein 9. The transcript is spliced from 13 exons. NCBI's taxonomy places the organism in Eukaryota, Viridiplantae, Streptophyta, Magnoliopsida, Dioscoreales, Dioscoreaceae. The coding region runs from base 127 to 6933 and encodes 2268 amino acids. The record is from RefSeq and is a predicted model, not a curated record. Gene Ontology annotation, cellular component: nucleus. Gene Ontology annotation, molecular function: protein binding; DNA binding.
CCCAAACCCCAUCCCCUUCCCCAUCCCCAGCUUCCGCUCCAAUCCCACCUCCUUCCCCUGCCCCAGCUCCACCUCCUGUUCCAACCCUAGCGCCAACGCGGAAUACCAUUCCAAUCGUUUUUACCGAUGGAUUUUCCUCCCAAGAUGCCUAUGCUCUUGCUUGCCAGAUCCAUUGCAGAGUUAUCCCGACCGGCGGACCCGCCGGCGGAUUUCCCUGGGGAGGCUGGGGUUGGCCCUUUUUUUCUUUCUUGUGUCAUCUGUGGCCAUCCUGAGACUCGUGGGAACACUAUGGUUUGUGAUGGCUGCGAGCGUGGGUUCCAUUUGAACUGUGUUCGGAUCCGGAUGCGCCAGUUUCCUGAUGACUGGCUUUGCCCUGAGUGCCAGCGCCGUGGUGUGCCUAAGAAAAGGUGGACGCUUGGGGUGUCGAGGCUGCUUAAUAUCAAUGAGUUGCCCCCUUGUGAUGCUGAAGUUGAGGUUAUUACUGUUGCUAGCGCUUUACUAAGAACAAACAAUCAUAGUGGGGAUCCUUUUGGUGGCUUUGGCAGGCAAUUUCCUCAGAUAAACAUAAAUCUUGAAGGGAAUAGUUUUGAUGCUUCAGUGGCCAGGACUUUGACAAUGAGUGCAGAAGAUCCAGAACAGUCUGGACUAAGUACUAUUAGAAAUUCACCGGCUCCUGGUUUUGGCUCUUUGCUCAGAGAAAGGACUACUGCAUAUAACUCUCCUAUCUGGGCAUCCAGCCAGUUGCAAGAAGAUACACUAAUUCAGGCCUUGAGAGAUUUCAUUAAGGAAAGAGGAGGAUUUCUUGGUGAAGGUUGGCAUGUAGACUUCAAACAAAAGGCGAACAGAUCUGAUUCACAUAUUAUUUAUUGUGCUCCAGAUGGAAAGAGGUUUGGGUCAGUGUUUGAUGUUGCCCACUAUCUUGGGCUAAAAUCAAAUGUUCGGGAUGAAAGAAACGAGAAGUCACUACGCCCUAGGAGGAGAAGGAAAGAGAACACAGGAACCACAGCGACCAAUGUGCUAGCUGAUAAUCAAGACAAGUCCAGGAGUGGUUAUUUUGCGAAGCGUACUUCUGAUAUGGGGGUCGUGGAACCUCAGUCCUCCAACAUACCUAGUCUCUCACAAGCUAUGGAAUCUUUCACGGGGAAAGAUCUUCGCUGUGAAACUCAAGCUUCGGUUGUUGAUCUUCCUGUUCAGUAUGAGGAUUUCUUCAUUCUCUCCCUUGGAAAAAUUGAUUUACAUGUGGGAUAUCAUGAUUGCACACAUAUUUGGCCCAUAGGAUAUUUAUCAUGCUGGCACGAUAGAAUUACAGGCUCAUUUUUUGAGUGUGAGGUUUCAGAUGGUGGUGAUUCUGGACCUGUGUUUAAGGUUAGAAGGUAUCCAUGUUCUUUGUCACCAAUUCCGAAUGCAGCAACUGUUCUAUUUCAUGAUAAAGUCAAAAAAGUUGAUAUAACAGAAAGUGUGGCUAGCAGCAGCAUGGUUAUUGAUGCUAAUUCUAAUAAAGAUGAUGAAAUUCUACAUCUUCUUUCUGAUCCUAAUCCUGAAGAUCAAGAUGUUCUGUCAUGCUUUAGCAGUGAUCAUUGUCAGGCACCACCCGGUUCAUUUAUGCAAAUUGACAUUCAGAAUCCAGAAGCUUCUGCAACUCAGUUUCAUCCCCAUACAGAGAAGCCUGGUGAUUCAAGAGAUGAAAUUGGGGAGUUCUAUGUAGAAGGAAGAUCGUCCUCUUCAGUAUGGAAAUUGUUAUCUCAGACUCUAAUAGAUGCCUGCCAUGAGGUGUACAAGCAAUCAGGCCAUGUGAAGUUUGUCUGUCAGCAUAAUAAUGGAACAAUAUCACACUCAGAUGAUGCAAAAGUUUUUGAUGGUUCUGGUUCCCUGGCUAGAUUUUCUUCUGCUUCUGGUCCAAUUGAUUGCCCAAGAGUGAUUAUGACUGAUAAGGAGCUAGAUGCUUCAUGCAACUCGUUAGCCAAAUGGUUAGACCAGGACAGAUUUGGAUUAGAUAUGGCUUUUGUGCAGGAGAUUUUGGAAAAGCUUCCUGGUUCUCGUGCUUGUGUUCAUUACCAGUUUUUGAAUGAUAGAAAUGACUCUUCAACAUCAUUGACUGUUGGAAAUGGGUUGCUUUCUUCCAUGCAAAAGAAUGGUGAUUGUGCCAGAGAUGAAGGUGCAUCAUUUGGUAUGAAUAGCAAGCAUACAAAUGUCAGGCUUCAAGAGGCAGCAGGUCACCAUCCUCUCCCAGGACAUCCCUUGAAAAGUAAGCUUCCUGCAGAUCUUAUUGGAGAUGUUUUCCAGAUAUGGGAAAUGCUAUGGCGUUUCCAUGAAAUAUUGGGACUUAAGGAACCUUUGAGUUUUGAAGAACUAGAAGACGAGCUUAUUGAUCCAUGGUCCAGUGGCUCAGAUCAUUUAGAGAAAUUUGAAAGGGAGAUUAAGGAUAGCAAUGGUGUGAUUUCACAGAGGACUGAAAAGUCAAAUAGCCCAGCUAUGUUUAGGACUGGUGAAUCUGAAUCUCCAGUCCAUGGGGAGAGUGAUUACAAAUUCAUUCCCAUUGAAACUGGAGUUAGGAAGGAAACUGAGCUUGCUAAAUUUGCAUCGCAUACUUAUGGCCGGUGUACUGGUGUUGUUUUGGCGAAGGCCCAUAGCUCACUGCUGAAAGUUUUAGUUGGUGAGCUUCUGUCUAAGGUGGCAGUCUUUGCAGAUCCAAGCGUUGACACUAGAGAACAAAAAUCAAGACGUGGAAGAAGAAAAGAAUUGGAACACACACUCCCUGGAAAAGACAAGAUUGAUUUACUUCCUGUUAAUGGACUGACGUGGCCAGAGUUAGCACGGCGAUAUGUUUUGGCUGUUUCAGCUAUCAAUGGUUUUGUGGAUUCUCCUGAAGUUUGUAGUCGUGAAGGCUUGAAAUUGUUCCGUUGUCUACAUGGUGAUGGUGGUGUCCUUUGUGGAUCACUUGUGGGUGUUGCUGGGAUCGAGGCAGAUGCACUGGUGCUAGCGGAGGCUGAAAGGCAAAUAUCCAAUUCGGCGACGAGAGAAAAUGAGAUUUUAUUUGUAGAAUCUAAGGAUUCUGAUUCCGCAAGUGUGUGCGAGCCUGCAGUUACAAGUGGUGGCGGUCUUCCUGAGUGGGCAAAACCAUUAGAACCUGUGCGAAAGCUGCCCACUAAUGUAGGUACACGGAUUAGAAGAUGUAUUUAUGAUGCUUUGGCUAAAGAUCCUCCAGACUGGGCAAGAGAAGUUUUAGAACACUCUAUCAGCAAGGCGGUUUAUAAGGGCAAUGCAUCAGGCCCUACCAAGAAAGCGGUCCUACAGUUGCUUAGUGAGGUUACUAGUGGAAAUUAUCAGCAAAAACCUAAGAAGGCAAGAAAGGAGAAAUGCUCUUAUUCUCUUUCAGAUGCCAUUAUGAAAAGAUGUCGCAUUAUUCUACGUCGCUGUGCUUCAGCUGAUGAAGAAAAAGCUUUUUGCAACUUGCUUGGUACUACACUUUUGACUUCAAAUGACAUUGAUGAUGAGGGUAUUCUUGGUACACCAGCUAUGGUUUCCCGCCCUUUAGAUUUUCGUACAGUUGAUUUAAGACUGGCAGCUGGCGCAUAUGUUGGAUCUCAUGAAGCUUUUCACGAAGAUGUUCAAGAGGUCUGGAGAAACAUACGUAUGGCAUAUAAAGAUCGGCCGAAUUUGUUGCAGUUAGCUGAAACACAGUUGCAAAAUUUUGAAGAGCUGUAUAAAAGUCAGGUACUCAAUGUAGUUCAGAAAUUUCAGGACAACACAUCCUUAGAUCCUGAAAGAAAGAAAGAAUUAGAUAAUAUCCUAGUUGGUCCUUACGAUAUUCCUAAAGCUCCUUGGGAAGAUGGUGUUUGCAAAGUUUGUGGAAUUGAUAAGGAUGAUGACAGUGUUUUACUUUGUGAUACUUGUGAUUCUGAGUACCAUACAUAUUGUUUAAACCCUCCACUUGUGCGAAUUCCAGAAGGGGACUGGCACUGUCCGUCAUGUGUUUCUGGUCUAGGUAAAAUACAACUUGCAAACCAGAAGAUUUAUGCUACCAGACGACAUCUAAAGAAAAGUUUUGGUGGGGAAACUCAAGCUUCCCGACAGGUUGUGAAUCAACUAGCAAACAUCAUGGAAGAGAAAGAGUAUUGGGAGUUCAGCACAGAAGAGAGAAUUUUUUUGCUAAAGUUUCUCUGUGAUGAAGUGCUGAACUCUGCACUUGUACGUGAACAUCUAGAUCAGUGCAUUGACAAAUCAAAUGAUCUUCAGCAAAAGUUGCGUUCUCUUUCUUGGCAAUGGAAAAAUUUGAAAUUUAAAGAGGAAAUGUUGUUAGUAAAGACUAUGAAGGAAAAUGCAACCAAAGCUAGCGGAGUUGGUGAUGCUAGGAAGGAUGGUGUGAGCUACAUGGUACCUAAACAUAAUGCAUUAGUGGAGCAGCAUUCAGCUUCUACUUUUAACAGCAAACUAAGUAGUACUCCUGACAGUUCUGAGAAUAAUUUGAAUAUGUCAUUUAUGGCGAUAGAUAACAGCCUUGAUGUUGGUGCUGGAAGUACUCUUGGCAAGAACAUUUGUCCUGAAUGGAAGGAAAUGCUAGAGAAACAUGACAAUGACAGUAGCCCUCAGACUUGCACCCUCUAUGACCUGCCAGAUUCCAAGGUUGAUAGCAUGGCAGUGGAUGUUAGUGAUGAUGGUAUUGACAACAGACCAAAGCAAAGAAUUCAGUUAUCAAAUCUUAAUGCUGAAAAACUAGAUGCAGAUGCUACACCAGAUGAACAGGUUGUGGUCCCUUCACAAGAAGAUGGGGAUGGAACUCAGGAAGAUGCCAUGGAUGGUAUUGAGCAGGAGAGUUUACAAAAUAGAUCUGUGGGUGUUGGAAGCUUUGAUGAAGAUGGUCAUACCAUUAACAAUGUGCCAACUGUUGAAACGAAUAAUGCCGUGCUUCAUAGCAUGGAUAUUGUUGAUGGAUCUUCUGUGUUAUCUGAUAAUGGGGGAACUCUUAUGGAAGGGAAUACAGAGCGCAUGCCAUUGGGUUCUGGAGUCAACAUGUCUGCAAGAAGUAUACUUAGUUUUGACCAAGAUAUGCAAGGGAACAAGUCGGUUGUUGCCAGUGUGUGCGAAUCUGAAACUAGUAACCUAGAGUUGAAUUCUUUAAGGAAGGAGAUCUCAAAUCUGCAGGAUUCUAUUUUAGCUUUGGAGUUUGAGCUUAUGAAGUCGUCUUUGAGAAGGGACCUGUGUAGGGAUUCUGUUGGUCGAUUAUACUGGAUAUUAGGUGGGCCCAGUGAACGUCAGUUUCUGUUUGUUGAUGGAAAUAUGCCCCAGCGCCGAGGAUAUAAAAGAAAAGAAACAGACAAGCUGAAUACAGGAAUAUUGUCUUCAAGCACCUCAGUUUUCCAGCCACAUAUGAAUACAAGGACACCUAAUUCUCUCUUUUCAUCUUGUUCUGAUUUAAAUGACAGCUCAUGCAAUUCAUCUUAUUGGGUUUAUGAAUCUGAGUCUGAAAUUGAAGAACUUGUUAGAUGGUUGAGGAACAGUGGCCCUAAAGAACGGGACCUUAAGGAUUGGAUCUUGCAGUGGCGCAAACUUGAGUUACAUCAAGCACGUAACCAUAUUGUUGAUAAUCAUCUUCCAUUAUCAGAGUCAUUCGUUAAUGAGAAUGUUACAAAUAUUCAUCUUUUGACUACGAAUGCUAUGCUAAUUCUUGAGAAGAAGUAUGGCCCUUGUUUGGAGGCAGAGGUAUAUGAAGCCUUCAAAAGGCGGGGUAAGAAGACCAAAACAAAUUGUGAUGAGAAAAUGUAUAGGUGUGAAUGCCUAGAACUUGUGUGGCCCUCUCGGCACCACUGUGUAUCCUGCCAUCAAACCUUCUGCGCGGUGAGUGAGUUUGAAAGUCACAGUGAUGGAAAGUGCACUCCUGUAAAUCCUGCUGAAGGCAAAGAAAGUGAUGACUUAUUGAGAAUGAAAAUAAUGAGAGCCGAUAGCUCCAGGGAGAGGGUGCAAUCUGGUGCAGAUAUUGCUGAUGUGAUGAAGAAUACAAAGUCAACUGUAAGCUCUAAACAACUAAAUUUUCCCAGAAAGUUAUGCCCAUAUGACCUUGAUGAUAUAUGUAGAAGGUUUGUAACUAGGGAUUCUAAUAAGGAUUUGGUGAAAGACAUUGGGCUUAUUGGGUCAGAUGGUGUCCCAUCAUUUGUGCCUUCUUCAGCUACUUAUUCCCCUGAUGCUACUUUAGUUUCCAAUCAGUUUAAGAAUAUUGACCCGGCUCUUAAAAGUGGUUUCCUGUCCUCUGAAGCCCAACCAUCAGUGUCUGCACAAAGGGCAGGAGUUGAUGCUUCUCCAGUUGAUGUUUAUAAUGUGGAUGAACGUCUUGCUCAGUUAUCUCCAAAUUCUUCUGUUCGUGAUGGUGGUGAGAAGAUACUUAAAGGUUCAACUCUGGAAUGUGCAGCUACUGGAAAGCAUACGUCCUCUAUAGUUAAUAAAACAAAGGAACUGAACGCUAAUCUCUGUCAUGCAAUCCCUGCAUCAAAAAAUAGCUGCAUGUUUCCUGACUCUUCUCUGAGGCCACUAGUGAGCAAGAAUUAUCAAAUCCUAAAGAGACUUAAGAUCAACUUACUUGAUAUGGAUGCUGCUCUGCCUGAUGAAGCAUUCAGACCUUCAAAAGCAAACUCAAUGAGGCGAUGUGCUUGGCGUGCACUAGUCAAGUCUGCAGAAUCAAUAUCUGAGAUGGUUCAAGCAACAAUUUUGUUUGAAGGCAUGAUUAAGACUGAGAAUCUUAAAAAUGGGUGGUGGUACUGGUCAUCCCUUACAGCUGCAGCGAAGAUGCCUACCAUUUCAUCCCUUGCUCUCCGGUUAUUCACACUAGAUGAUUCUAUCAUCUAUGUGAAACCUUCCCUCCCUGUCGUGGAUCCAGCUCCAACUGAGUCAGUGAAGCCUGCUACUAAGAUAGGGAAGAAGAGAAAGGAGAUGGAAGUUUGAUCAUGCAAGUCAAUCCUUGUGAAAGCUUGAGCUCUCAAGUAGGCUAUGUAGGGAAACAUAAUUUGAUCAGGUGUCUAAACUGACCUUGUAGAUUCUCGGAUAUCGUGACCUAGAUGUUAACAAUUUAUGCUAGCUCCUCUCUGUGUGCAUAAUUAUGACAUUGCUAACACCCGAUGGGUGCUGAGUAAGCCGGAAUGCCCUUCGGGUUUAUACAUUGGUUGGUAGGGUAUGUACUGGAGCGAGGUGUUUGAAAGAAGACCAGAGUUCGCAAAGGGGCAGGUGUUUGAGGGUUGGAUACCGGGAUAAAAUAGCAAGAUCAAUAGAAACAUACAAUAUGAAUCCUUUGUAAAGAGUGCAGAGAGUUAAAACCAUAAUUAACUAAAUAUUGAACUUCAAAAUAUGGCAUUCCUUCUCUUAUUCUAGUUUCAUUCUCAACUGCCGUGUGGAAUAUGCAUCCCCAUUGUCCACCCUUCAUCUGGAAUUUGCUUUUGCAAUGCAGCAAAGAUUGCAGCGAUAGAUCGGAUGAUGCAAAUUUGAUUGGAUAUGCCAAUGGCUCCAUAUUGCUGCAAGAGUGGUUGAAGGAUUUUGCUUUUGUCUUUUAUAUAGUUCGAUGGUUACUGAAUGCUAGGAUUUGUGGACAAAUUAAUAAGAGCAACUCUUUUCUUGGGACAAAUAUCUACCUCAGGUAUCAGGAAAGAAAGCAGAAAAUUGAACCCUGCUUCAUUUGUGCAGCACUCAAGAUUUAUGAGUUGGUGCUUGUUGUCUGCAUAUUUGGCAUUGUUGAACAAGCAGGCAAAAAUGUUCAUUGGAGUCUCAUAACAGGAUCCUCAGAAUCAUGACUGAUCUCAUCAGUAUUGAUUUCUUCUCAGAUUACAUGAGGAUCUCAAUAAAUCUUGGAAUAUUGCAGCAGUAAAGUUCUGGUUUUACCAGCACCAUUUUUUUUUUUUUUUUGGUUUUUUCCCAACAUUAAAUUUGUUGCAGUUCAUAUAUCUAGUCAUUCAAAGAAAUUACAUUCAUUUUGGAAAUUCAUAUUUCUGGUUUUUCAAGGAAAUUGUGUUCAUUUUGGA